This is a messenger RNA of Melanaphis sacchari, 720 nucleotides long. RefSeq lists its product as uncharacterized. The transcript has 4 exons. NCBI's taxonomy places the organism in Eukaryota, Metazoa, Arthropoda, Insecta, Hemiptera, Aphididae. The coding region runs from base 45 to 662 and encodes 205 amino acids. The record is from RefSeq and is a predicted model, not a curated record.
UUUAUUAUUAUUUUGAAUCGUUGGUUGGAUGACACAAUAAUAUUAUGUCCAGUAUAGAAUCAAAAAUUAAAAAUCGCUCUGCCAAUUACAAGCGUGGUAAAAACCGAGAUGUCAAUUUUCGAGACAUCAUGAGACAUAGGUACAAAAGUAUUAUUAAGAAUAAACGAGAGUCUCUUUUAGAACAAGUGCGCAAUGUUGCAUAUGAAAUGCGAGAAAAUGAGGUCACUUCAUUUAUUGACAAGACAUGCAUAAAAAUGGAUGUAGAAGAAGAUGAUGGAUUUCAUUCUCUGGACGAAGAAGAUAAAAUAUUUGAUGAAAUUAAACAGGAAAUCUUAGAUGAAGAGAUGAAAUGGAUAUGUGAACAAGAUAUCGAUUAUAAUAUAUAUUUACAGCAUUUACAAAAUAAUUCUAUUGAAUGUCCUGUUUGCCAUACUGGCAAUCUCAUAAAAUCAACUGUCAAUACAAUUUCUUGUGAUAUAUGUCAUACAUCCAUUCAGACAUUCCUUGAAAUUGAUGCGUUAAAAAAUAAUAUGGAAAAUACUGCUGCUGAACAUUCAUGUGUUUGUCAGUCACCAAUUGAAUGCAUUGUUUUCCCGACACCUUAUGAUAAUUCUAUGUUUAUGUUAUGUAACAUCUGUCAGUUCCUUUUUCAGAUAUCAUAAGUAUAAUUAUAUAUAAUACAUUUAAGCUUAUAAAUUGUGUAAAACUUAUAUUCAAAAU